GAAGUAUCAUUUUGAAAUCGUUCUUUCCGAUGCUCGUUGACUUAGUAUCCUCAUGCAUUGUCUCGUGUCUAAUUGUGUCAAAUUGCGAAAAAAACUCACCUAUAAUUACCAGAAACCAUUCAAAAUUCUUUCAUGACAGAAAGUUGGUCAAUCGAGUCUACAGUUCAUUUUGGUUCACAUUCGCUGCUUCCCGUCACCGAUCUUCAAAUAUUGUGGGACCUACUUCAGUGUAGGUACUGCUGGUUCAGACGCAUUUAUCACCAACUUGCAGCCGAGGAACUUAGGUCAAAUUCAGCUGUAGCGUCAAACUCUCGAAGAAGUUCUAUCUCGUCUGUUCCUUUCCAUAGUCUUACGAGAGCGAUCCAAGCAGUCUUACGUGGUUUUAAUCUUAAUCGUAUAUGCCCAUCAAAACUACACUCAAAAGCGGCUAACUUAGCAUCUCUUCUGCAUUUACAUAUAAAAACAAAUUAUCAUCAUAUAACUCUAGUUAGCACUAAAUUCUGCAUCAAAAGACAGUAUUGGGUCUGUCCUUCCCAUGGACGCCGUCUGUUCGAUUUGCUAUACUGUAGUGGUAACUUCAGUAUUCCGGAGCAGGGCGAUGAGUUGGAUUUCAAUCUAACUAUUCGUUCCAUAAUUCCCCAGGGUCACUCUGAUUUCUUUCGAUCUGUUCAGCUUUCAAGCUCUUCAGAUGAGAGUGAUGAACCAGAACAGACAUUUUCUGUUCAAAUUCACACUCCAGAGCUGUAUAUAGUAAAAUCAAAGCCAACGGGUUCCCAAAAUCAUAUAUCCACAAAGGGAUGUUCCUCAGAAUCCAAACAAUUCAUAAGCAAACAACUUUAUGAAGUUAACAGAAAAUGGUCUUUCAUGUACAGUGCAAAUGAAUUAAAUUCUAAAUACCUUCACGAUAAAAACGAGACUCGACGUUUCUGUGAUCCCAACUACAAUGAAAAGAAACUAAAUAAUUCAAAACAUGUGCAUUUUCCCAGGGGAAACCCUAUUUCUGCUGUCUACAACCUUUAUACCUAUGCCAUAGCAAGCAGGCUAGAACGGUCAAAUCGUAUUUGGGAAUUAGAAGCAAGGUCUCGCUACUUUGAUCGUUUGAGAUAUUUAUUAUCAAGUGGUUUCGAGGCAGAUCUAGCAUCCCAGUUGGCAGAAGGCGACGAUGAAUCUAUAGAACCUCACUCAAGUGUUAAUGCAGUUCCUGAAAAUAAUUCAUCCAAACUAGACAAUCUCAAACCUACGAAUGCAACAUCUAAACGUUCAAAAUCUCGACGUCGCAAACGUAAUCGAAAACAUGUAUCUGAUACAGUAUCCUUGCUAUCUUCACAUUCACAUAACGCAACUGACUCUAAUAUUUCACAGAAUAAAAUUGAUGAUAAUUAUCAAACAUAUGUAUCGCUUGCAUAAUAACUAUCAGAUUAAGCGAAUUUCCUGUGAGCCUUUGUCUCAGUUUAUUGUACAGUUUAUAUUAGUAUCUGUGAUAUUUGUCGAUAAUUUGAUUGCACAUUAUUUUUUAUACAGAAUCUCACUAACUAAUUACUGUUCUCAAAUGCCAUUAUUUAUGGAUUUUUGUCUGGUGUUGAAUAUUGGGUAGUAG
This is a messenger RNA of Schistosoma turkestanicum, 1597 nucleotides long. Lineage: Eukaryota; Metazoa; Platyhelminthes; Trematoda; Strigeidida; Schistosomatidae. The record is from the annotation of a GenBank genome assembly.